AUGCAGCAGCUCAGGGUCAGGCACAGCAGCAACGGUGACGGGGGCCGCUCGGCGCAGCGCCGCUCUGUAAAGGAGGCCGUGGAGGUGGGCGAGGGCAGAGAAGAGGGCGGCGGCCUCUUUGUCUGGCUGCUCGCCUUUCGCGCACUCGUCAGCCUCGCCACUUCUCGCGCCGCCUUUGCGCCCGACGAGCACUGGCAGAGCCUCGAGGUGGCCCACCGCAUCGCCUUUGGCUAUGGCUAUCAGACGUGGGAGUGGCGCGACAAACGCACCGCAGCCUCGGCCUGGUCCGAUGGCCCAAUCAGGACGGUGCUGUACCCAGCCCUGUUUGUGCCCGUCUACGUCGUGCUCAAGUGGACCGCGCUCGACGAUGCCACCCUGCUCCUCUCGCUCGCUCCUGGCCUCGUCCAGGCUGUCUUUGCGGCCAUUGGCGAUCUGUACACGUUCAAGCUGGCGCGCAAGGUGCUGCCGCAUGACGACGAGGCGGCCUGGACCACGCUCCUGGCCAAUCUCCUCUCCCUCUACACCCUGCACACAGCCACGCGCACCCUCUCCAACUCCCUCGAGGCCACGCUGACUGUCGUCGCACUCUACUACUUUCCCCUGCGUGACACUGGGUCUACUGCGUCCUCGCUGCGCAUCUCCCUCGUCCUCUUUGCGCUCGCUGCAGCACUCCGGCCGUCCAACGUUGCCCUCUCGCUGCCCCUCGUUGUUGUCCUCCUCGCCCGCCUCGUCCGCUCCGGCUCGCACAGUCGUGUGGUCGAGCUCGGCGCCUCGUCCUUGGCCGCCGCCCUCCUCGUCUCAAUCGUCCUCCUGAUUGCCGACUCGGCCUUCUAUGGCCGGUCCACCUUCACGCCACUGGCCUUUCUGCGCAGAAACGUGCUCGAGGGCAUCUCGCUCUUCUACGGCGCCUCGCCCUUCCACUUCUACCUCACCUCGGGCCUGCCCCUCGUCUGCUUCACCACCCUUCCCUGGACGCUCCUUGGCUUUUGGCAGGCACUCAACGGAGGCGACAGCAGCAGCGGCAGCCCAACCAAGAACAACGAGAGCCUGGCCACGCUGGCUCGCGUCACUCUCCUCUUCGUCGCAGGCAUGAGCCUGUUGGGCCACAAGGAGCAGCGCUUCCUCCAGCCCGUCGUGCCUCUGCUCCAUCUCUUUGAGGGGCUUGCGCUCUACCAAUCUGACGAGCCUCACCCACGAAGAGAAGAGAAGAAGAAGAAGAAUAGCAACGACCACGAUGCCAAGACUCCACCACCCCAGCGCCUGCUGCGGUCGCUCGCACGCCUGAGACGACGCCAGCCGUGGGCCUACGCCGCCCUGCUCGCCCAUCUCAUCCCCGCCGCAUACCUCUUUGCACACGGCGGCGGCACCACGCGCGUCAUGGAGCACCUCUCUCGCCGCGACGACGUCACUGCUGCUGCUGCGCAUGGACAGCUCGGCGUGCUCAUGCCCUGCCACUCGACACCGUGGCAGUCGCACCUCCACGCGCCCCACCUCAGCGCCUGGUUCAUCACUUGCGAGCCCCCGCUGGCGGGCCAGGACCUCGCAACGUACGAGGACGAGUCAGACGUCUUCUACAAGGACCCCUCUGCCUUUCUCGUGGCUGACGACCAACGCAUACAGGCGACAAGCCACCUCGUUGUCUUUGAGUCCCUGCUCGACGAUGACCGUGUCCACCGCCAACUCUCUGAACAGGGCUUCGUGGUGCACAAGACCUUUUGGAACAGCCUCUGGCACCCCGACAGCCGCCGGCGGGGCAGGGUGCUGCUGCUGCAGCGCAAGGACUGGACUGGCAGCACUUAG
Messenger RNA from Acaromyces ingoldii, 1800 nucleotides. RefSeq lists its product as hypothetical. The record is from RefSeq and is a predicted model, not a curated record. The transcript has a single exon. NCBI's taxonomy places the organism in Eukaryota, Fungi, Basidiomycota, Exobasidiomycetes, Exobasidiales, Cryptobasidiaceae. Gene Ontology annotation, cellular component: endoplasmic reticulum membrane. Gene Ontology annotation, molecular function: alpha-1,2-mannosyltransferase activity. The coding region runs from base 1 to 1800 and encodes 599 amino acids. Gene Ontology annotation, biological process: GPI anchor biosynthetic process.